GUCCAAUUUUUUGAAGAAAUCUGACCAUCGAUUAGGAAGGCUGUCCAAAUUCAAUUGAUGAUUACCCUCUACCGGUUGGGCUUAGGGCUGCGUUUCCAGUGGGCAGCGCGACAGGGAUGGAAUCGCUACUGCCAUACAAACAUGCCCAUGCCAGCGGGGAUCUUUGAAGGAGGUCGCCAGAUUUUUGAAUGGAUGGGGGAGAGGGAUAUUUAUGAGUUCUCACCUAAGGACCAUGCUUUCCAGAUCAAGUUGAUUGGUAGCGUUCAGGGAUUGACUGCCGCGGAGCGCUAUGCCUGGAACUUGCCAGAACAAGCUAGGAAUGACGUAACAUAUGGAGAACUUCUUCAUUGUUAUGUGCAUAAACACAGAAGAGAAAAGGCUUUAUUUCAUUUUCAGAAGAUGAAAGAGUUGGGUUUUGUGUCGUCGCCUCGCCCAUUCAAUGAAAUCAUGCACCUUUAUGCCAAAAGUCUCCAAGUUGAUAAGGUCCUUGAGGUGUUAGCCGGGAUGAAGAAGAGCGGGGUUUCACCCGAUAAUGAUAGUUACAGAAUCUGCAUUAGUUCAUUUGGGUUAAACUAUGAUGUGGAUGGGAUGGAGAGAAUGCUGAGAGAAAUGGAGAGUCAACCCCACAUUGUCAUGGACUGGUGUACUUACGCCGUGGUAGCCGAGUUCUAUGAUAGAGAAUUCCUUGUAGAUAAGGCCGCCAAUGCUCUUGAAAAGGCUAGGGUGAUAUUACAAAAGAAUAAGAAUAAGAAUAAGAAUAAGAAUGAUGAUGAUGAUGGUGGUGGUGGUGAUGAUCGAAGCCACAAUUUGAUAAAUAGUGAUUAUGAGAAUGUGAUAAAGUCUCUGGUGAAGCUUGGCGAGUUUGGUGAGGCUAUGAGGUUUGCUACGGAGUGGGAAUCGCUGGGUAAUUGGUGCACUGUGGGUGAUAUCAGUAUUCCUUGCACAAUCAUUGAGGAGUACAUAAAAAAUGGUUCUGAAUCUUCACUAAGGGCAGCUUACAGAAUGAUUUGGGAGUGGGAAAGCAAGGGGAGGGCUGGCAUCGACAGACUUUCACUUUUACUCUGCAACGGAUUGCUUAAAGCGGGCGAUCUAUUUGAUGCAUAUUCAUGCUUUCAGGGAAAGGGUGCGAUUGUGUAUGGACCUCUAGCGCUUCAGAGGUCGUUUUUCCAAUACCUGGAAGAAGAGUGUGGAUCAUUUUUCCCCUCCAGCGGUGGAAGGUCAUUGUGCUGCUGCGCGGUGUCAUCACUCAGAACUGCUGGAGGCAAAACAUUCUUUGAACUCGUUCCAAUCAACCCGAAAUACACGCUCACAGCUGCGGUACUGGUACACCCCCCCACCACCCAAGCAGCAGCAGCAGAAGAAGAAGAAGCAGUAAAAAACAUGGAUUAUUAUGAGGGUGUAAUAAAAUCACUAGUGGAGUCUGGGGAGUUUGAUGAGGCUAGGAAGACGGCGAUGGAGUGGGAAGCAUCUUCUGGCAACUUGACUAGUAGUAGUAGUAGUAGUAGUCUCCAUCUCCAUGGUUGUUUGAACAUUUCCAAGCUGAUCAUCGACGGAUACUGCAAGAAGAACCGCUCUGUGGAAGCGGAGGGAAUGGCCGAAGCUUGGACAAGGGAAAAUAAGCCUUGGGUCAGAGGGAUUUGGUUGAUGCUUGCUUGUCACUACCAGGAAGAGGGUAAAUUGGUGAGAGGAUUCGAGUGCAUGCUGAGAUUUGUUAGUUUAACACCAUGGCUCAAAAGGUAUGGAGGCUUUGUGUUGUUUGAGAUGUAUGUGUAUAUGAUUGAAUAUUCGAGGGGCAUGAAUGCCGCAGGGCUGUCUGAGGAUCGCAUGCGCUCCCAAAAUUUGUUUCAACUGAAUGAUUUAUUAUGUUGCACCCAAGAAGAAGAAGACGACGACGACCAAGAAUUAUUUGGACCCCUCCACACCUAGGACUUGUUAUCAUUUUUUUAAUUAUAUUUAAACUGUUGUGUUUCUUAUCUGAUUCUAAUAAAAUUAAGUAGUAAGUUGGAGAGAGCAGUCUUUUAUUUUAUUUGCUCCCUUCGUCCUUAAAUAUUUGUCACACUUCUAUAACGAGGUAAAAUAUCAAGUUUUCUCAAUUCAUUUUAUUUACAUAUUAAUAUAGAAAUAAAAAAAUAAAAUUUACAUAUCAAAAAACUACCUGAAAAGUUAUUCGAAAUAAGAGGUGUUAAGAAUAUUUUAUUUUAUCAAAUAACUAAUGAAAACGUAGAAAUAAAUAAAAGUUUCCGGG
Cuscuta campestris is the source of this 2245-nucleotide messenger RNA. The record is from the annotation of a GenBank genome assembly. Lineage: Eukaryota; Viridiplantae; Streptophyta; Magnoliopsida; Solanales; Convolvulaceae.